This is a messenger RNA of Cetraspora pellucida, 145 nucleotides long. NCBI's taxonomy places the organism in Eukaryota, Fungi, Glomeromycota, Glomeromycetes, Diversisporales, Gigasporaceae. The record is from the annotation of a GenBank genome assembly.
AGAACAUUUUACUGAUGUUGUUAAAACAAAAGUUAAAGAAAAAUAUAAUAAUCUUGUUGUUAUUCCUAAUAGUUUAACUUCUGUAUACCAACUACUUGAUGUUUCUAUUAAUUAUCCUUUCAAAGUAGCACUUUGUCAUCAUUGA